Messenger RNA from Penicillium samsonianum, 300 nucleotides. RefSeq lists its product as uncharacterized. The coding region runs from base 1 to 300 and encodes 99 amino acids. The transcript has a single exon. NCBI's taxonomy places the organism in Eukaryota, Fungi, Ascomycota, Eurotiomycetes, Eurotiales, Aspergillaceae. The record is from RefSeq and is a predicted model, not a curated record.
AUGAUACAUGAUAAGACGCUCUGGCGGGACCGGGAUGUCGCUGCAAUGGCGAAGGUUAGGGUUGGCUUGUCGCUUCUAAAGCGUGUGGUUGGACGGGCCCAGUGGAUUGGAAAAGAGGUGCAUGAUUUCAUCUACGGUGAGGAGGAAAUCCCUUCUCUUAUCGUUUCUAUUGUAGUACGGAGUACUCCGUUUGGAGUUGGAAUUCUAAAGGAUGCAUUUGAUCCUAAUUUUGAAAGCCCGAAUGUGAAUUGCGACAAUCUGAUUGAGAUGGGCAUAAAGGACAAGGAGGAUAUGGACUAG